CUCUAAUCCAAUUCGGAUUGGAUUAAAAAAACCCACUGCACUCGAAAGCGCUGUGUAGUCCAGCAUACAACGAACAUACUUAAGUCACAACCAUCUUGACGUCAACUACCCACGCCGCUGUAUCUCGUCAGAAAUAAAUACUGGCGUAAACAAGAACAAAAUAGGAAAAAGCUAAAACGAUCCGAAUGUUAAAGUGUUUAACUCCCUUAUCAUUUUCUUAAUUUCCUCAUUAACUUGAUUUUGGGAAAAAAAUCGAAUCAAAUAUGUGACUUGUGUUGUCCGAUGAGUCAAUGUUUACCUAAAAAUGUAUUGUUUCGACAUCUAGAUCCUCCUUUAAUAAUUAGAACAAAUGACUGAAUCUACAGUGAAUCUAGAUUUGUUUACUGCUGCUAAACAACUAGCAGACAGCGAAAUUGAGCUGUUAAAAGUGAUUGAGAACUCCAGCAAGUGCCAAAGAACUGCUACAAACAUGUUAACUGCGAAUACUAAGAAAAUGAAGAAACCUGGAAAAUCGAAAAAUGCUCAUCCAUCGGCUGCGCUAUUAGCCGCUAAGCAAGAGGCAGUCAGGCGACAGUUAUCAGACAAGAAAUCCAACAAUAAUUUUAUACCAGACAUAUAUCAACGAGUGAUUGAUACGUACAAAACGAUGCGGAAAGAGACUGGUCUCGUUUUCGAUCGGAGCAUGGCCGAGCAUGAGUGCAUCUGGGAUCCAAAUUAUCCUGAGUGCCCAGCCAGAUUUACGCGAGUUUUGCAAAGAUGUGAGGAGCUGGGUCUCGUGCAGCGAUGUAGACUCAUUGAACCAAGACUCGCCGCGGAGAGCGAGCUUUUGAGCAAGCACAGUCAGAAACAGAUUGAUAUCUUGAAGGCAACGGACGGUUCUACAGAUUUUGAAAAUUUGGAGUUGCUCUCGUCUAAGUACGACUGUGUCUACAUCCACCCGUCUACUUAUAGAUUGUCUUUAUUAGCUGUGGGCUCAACGACCAAUUUAGUAGAAAGCGUCUGUAAAGGCGAGAUACAAAAUGGCAUGGCUAUUAUCAGACCACCUGGUCAUCAUGCAAUGAAAUCGGAAUAUUGCGGUUACUGCUUUUUCAACAAUGUAGCUUUGGCAGCAGAGAAAGCUUUAAGUUCAGGUUUGGCGAAUAGAAUUUUAAUUGUAGAUUGGGAUGUUCAUCAUGGACAAGCAACGCAACAAAUGUUUUACAAUGAUCCGCGUGUAGUUUACUUUUCGAUACAUCGUUACGAGCAUGGCGAAUUCUGGCCUAACUUGAGGGAAUCUGAUUUUCAUUAUGUUGGAGAGGACCUCGGCGAGGGUUACAACUUUAACAUUCCUUUAAAUAAAACCGGCAUGACUAAUGCCGAUUACAUCGCGAUUUUCCAGCAAGUUUUAUUACCAAUGGCUUACGAAUUUCAACCGGAUUUGAUAAUAGUAUCAGCAGGUUACGAUGCGGCUCUGGGUUGUCCAGAGGGUGAAAUGCUGAUAACUCCAGCAUGUUAUUCACAUUUACUGUCAUCGUUAUUAAGUCUGGCAAAUGGAAAAGUCGCCGUGAUUUUAGAGGGUGGUUAUUGCCUGAAAUCAUUAGCAGAAGGUGCGGCAUUGACUUUAAGAACUUUAUUAGGCGAUCCAUGUCCGAUUUUACAAACACUUGAUUUACCAUCGUUAAGUAUACGUGAGACUAUCUUGAAUGUAAUCUACGCGCAUAAACCAUACUGGAAGUGUUAUCAGUACCAAGACACAUACAGCAUCAAUAAUAUAACACAUAACAAAGAGGAAAUUGCCAAUCGACAUGUAGUCAUGGUUACAUACAAGGGUAAUGAAGUUAAACUGGACAAGUAUGACACUCGAAAUUGCUAUCCUGUACAAAGCAAAGAAACGUUAGAGACUGUGGAGAAAAAAUUGAAUGAACUGAUACAAUUAACGAACUUGCGUAAAGCACCCCAUAGAGUAUGUAUCGUCUAUGAUGAAAAAAUGCAAAAACAUUGCAACGUUUCUGACAAUUCUCAUCCAGAAAAACCAAGUCGCAUCUCCAGCAUUUAUAAGAAUCACGAAGAACAUGGCGUAUUACAACGAUGCCAUUUAUUACAAGGAAGGAGUGCAACAAUAGAAGAGUUAGCUUUGGUCCAUUCAAAAGACUACAUCGACGACAUUAAACAGACAUCAACUUUAAAAUUCAAGGAAUUAGACAAGCAAGCUUCGGAUUACAAUUCCGUUUAUCUUCACACCGAAACGUGGUCGAGUGCCUGCAUGUCCACCGGCUCUCUGCUGCAAGUAGUGGACGCAGUUUUAAAUGGAGAGUGCCAAUCCGGAGUUGCUAUCGUGAGGCCGCCUGGACAUCAUGCUGAAAAAGACAAUGCGUGUGGUUUUUGUAUAUUUAACAACGUUGCCGUGGCUGCAAUGUAUGCUGUACAAUUUCAUCUUGUAAAGAGGGUAUUAAUAAUAGAUUGGGAUGUGCAUCAUGGAAAUGGGACGCAGUCUAUUUUCGAGGAAGAUCCAAGAAUUCUUUACGUCUCCGUUCAUCGUUACGACAACGGAAGCUUCUUUCCAAAUUCCAAGAUCGCUAAUUAUACGAACGUUGGCUUAAACGCAGGCGAGGGAUUCAAUGUGAACAUACCGUGGAACAAGAAAGGAAUGGGAGAUGCUGAAUAUAUAGCGGCCUUCCAGCAAGUUGUGAUGCCUAUCGCUUACCAAUUUAAUCCAGAGUUGGUUCUGGUUUCGGCCGGAUUUGAUGCUUGUAUUGGCGAUACACUUGGAGGUUGUCUUGUAAGCCCAGAACUCUACGGUCAUUUAACUCAUUGGCUUUCGUCCUUGGCCAAUGGUCGUAUAAUCUUGAGUCUCGAAGGAGGUUACAACAUCAACUCCAUCUCGCACGCGAUGACCAUGUGCACCAAGACCUUGCUGGGUGAUCCGUUGCCGAUGCUAGAUCCCAGUCUUAUUCCUUGCACCAGCGCGAUCAAUUCCAUCAAUAACGUAUUGAGGACUCAUAAAAAGUUCUGGUCCAACCUGCAGUAUGGAAUGUCCUUACCGAAAGAGAAGGUACUUCCUAAACUCAAGACGGUUCCUAACAAACACGAGGAGCAAGGAAGAAACGCGGAUAAACCAAAACAAAUGGAACCAAAGAUUGCUUUGGAGGGAAUUGAAAGUGAAAAACUCGAGCUGAACUUGGCUAUUGACAAGAACUGCUUGAAUCUAGUGACGGACGAGGAAAUCUCGAAGCUAACGUGCGAAGUGGAAAAUAUUAAGAUAAAAAAUUUCGAAUUGCACACGAUGAAAAGUGAAGCGAUCGAGGCGAAAAGGAAUCCUGAAUUGAAGCAGAACGAGGCGAAAAAUCUGGAUGUUUCACAAAGUAUACAUAAAUGCGUGAACGAGACGAACCAGUCGAGAGACAACCAGCAAGGAGAUUCUAACAUACGCGAGGACCGUGAUGAUCAAGCUGCGUCGUCUUCACAGCGUGGGACACAAGCCACUACUCUCUCAGAGUAUCUCUCUGAAAAUCUUCGGGCUCUGAAUGCGGGCGAAAUGUUCGCUGUCUACCCCCUGCAAGACUGUCCGCAUUUAGUCACGCUCAACGAUGUUCCCCCGGGAGGGAUCAACGUAAAUGUACCAUGUGUUGAAUGUGACAGGACCGAGGAAAACUGGAUCUGCCUGCAAUGUUACACCGUGCACUGCGCCCGCAAUAUUAAUCGGCACGCGAUGGAGCACGCGGAGGAACACGAGCAUCCUCUUACGCUCAGUUUCAGCGAUAUUUCAGUCUGGUGUUACGGUUGCGAAGCUUAUAUUGAUAAUCCUCGAUUAUAUGCAGCGAGAAACGCGGUUUACCAAAGCAAGUUUAAUGAAGAGCUUCCCUGGACUUAUAGCGAGAGCCGCACUGAAUAAGCACGCCUUAAGCAAUUAAAGAAAUAUAUUUAAGAUAAUUCAAUAAAAAAUAUAUAUCUUUCGGGAUUGUGGUUUUUUAAACAUGAUGCGCAACAAGAUAAAAAUUUACAAGAAAAUGGUUAAUAAAUAGUCUAAAAACAAUAAUAAAUAUAAAACAAUAUCGCAAUGUAAUUAAAGUCUAUAAAUAGUUGCUAUUAUUUCUUUUAUAAUUUUGACAAUUAAAUCGAAAAUUUAAGAAGAUAAUUAAUUUUAAUAAUUUUCAAUUAACUGCAAUGUUCAAUUUUUAAAGAUAUGUGUACUGUAUGAAAACAAAUAGCGAUUUCUCAUAAAUUAAAAGAUAUCCUUAAAAGAAAAACAAAGAUAUGAGCCAAUGAAAAUAACACGACUGCUGAAAAUAAUCAAACUAAAAAUGUUACUAAUGUACUGAAAUAAUUUAUUAUUAAUGAUUUAAUAGAAAUUAUUAGAUGUACUGAAUUAAAAAUACCUCGUAUUGAGUUAAUUGUAAAAUUAUACAUGGUGUUCCGAAAAAGUUUAACGCUCAAUAAGAAAAAAGUUCCGAGAUGUCUAUUUCUUUCACAAUUAAUUUAUAGUAUAUGCAAUAUUCCUUUACUGAAAUUUUUCGGUACACUGUGUAUAUUAUAUUUUUCUAUAUACAUAUAAAAAAUAUAUAUAUAUAUAUUUUAUUCCGAUGAAAGAAUAAUCUCUACUAAUAGGUUCACUAAAUCACUCACAUGACAUAAUAGAACAAUAAUAAGGUUAAGUAUUAUACACAUCAUUAUAUCAGAAAAAAUUUAAUUUUUGUAAAUAUAUAAUUUUAACUUUCCAAUGUCAAAAUACUCAAUUUUACAUGUUAAUUUUCAAACGAAAGUAAGGGAGAGAAGGGAAGGCAAUGGGAGAAAAUAUCUUGUUAUUUUUUUUUGUUUUAUUUAUAUGCCUUCAAUCUUAUCAUUCACAAUGGCAAUACCUAAUUAGUUUUUAUAUAAGAGAAUCACAGAUUUCAGAGAUGCUUAAAUAUAUAUCUUGUUAAAUAAUUCUCAAAUUGAACAAAAAAGAAAUAAAAAUUAUUUUCAAUUAAUUAACAGUUUAUCUUCAUAUUACUAUUUAAUAUUCUAUUAGUCCUUAUAAGAUGUCUUAUAAUCAUAAAUCGCGCAUAUAAUUUAUAUUUUUUAUGUAGGAAUGUGACGUAGCAAAACCUCUGUCUCAUUGUCUUCCAUGCUUGAUCUAUUCUCACUCGCAAUUUAGAUUGUUUGCCUUUACUUAGGAAACGAGUUUUUCUCUCUGUAUAUAAUAUUGUAUAUUUGCACAGUAAAAUGCUAACGUCUUGAACUAUUUGUUUUAAUAAAAUAUAUUUAUAUACAAAUUAUUUUUUGUCAAAGAAGCUGUACUAAAUAAAAUAAAAAUGCGGAACUUUGUACUCA
Messenger RNA from Solenopsis invicta (red fire ant), 5289 nucleotides. RefSeq names its product histone deacetylase 6 (gene HDAC6). Bases 350 to 3871 code for a protein of 1173 amino acids. Lineage: Eukaryota; Metazoa; Arthropoda; Insecta; Hymenoptera; Formicidae. The transcript is spliced from 19 exons. Gene Ontology annotation, molecular function: zinc ion binding; histone deacetylase activity. The record is from RefSeq and is a predicted model, not a curated record. Gene Ontology annotation, biological process: chromatin organization. Gene Ontology annotation, cellular component: histone deacetylase complex.